Messenger RNA from Babesia bigemina, 960 nucleotides. RefSeq lists its product as hypothetical. Gene Ontology annotation, biological process: protein phosphorylation. The transcript is spliced from 6 exons. Gene Ontology annotation, molecular function: ATP binding; protein serine/threonine kinase activity. Bases 1 to 960 code for a protein of 319 amino acids. Lineage: Eukaryota; Apicomplexa; Aconoidasida; Piroplasmida; Babesiidae. Gene Ontology annotation, cellular component: cytoplasm. The record is from RefSeq and is a predicted model, not a curated record.
AUGGUGUCAGCGGCCGGGGCUAUCACGUCCCCGCUUCUGCACUACGGGACGUGCCAGGAUGUGUACCUCUCGUGCGACUCGUCUGGUAAACAUUACGCUCUGAAGCGAAUCUACCGCGAAGAUCUGGAGCAUUUAAGGCGCUACAGGAAUUCGUCGGGGAGGUUGGUCCGCCAGAGCUGGUUCGCCGACCUCCGUCGAUCCAUCAGCAUCCAGCUGCUGGUCCAGCACGAGCGCUGCGUCCGCUGCGUAUGCGUGAGCGGUUUCGACCUUCAUAUGGAAGAUGAAAGCGCCGUAGGCAACGAGAUAGACCUCGUGCUAGAGUGGUGUGAAUGCGGGAGCCUCAUGGAGUUAGAUAGCUCCGCCAAGAUUCCACACAUACCUCGCGACGUUCUGAGGUGCAUUGCCCAUGACGUGAUUCAAGCGCUCGAUUACUUGGCCAGCAUCAAGGUGGCGCACGGCGACGUGAAGCCAGACAACGUGUUCAUGGAAGCCAGCGGCCGCUGCAAGCUCGGGGACUUUAGCCAAUCUCAGAUGAUGACAAGCGACGGCCAAGUGACCGGUGCUCGUGGUAGCUACUAUUUUCUUGCUCCGGAGAUUGCCUCCAAUGCGUCCGAUUCGUACGACGGUUCAGCCGCUGACAUGUGGGCGUUUGGAUCGUCUCUUUGGAUGCUAUACUUUCGUCGUUACCCCCUGCGUGACCCUCUAUCAGCUCCUAUGGAGCUGCUCGCCAACAUUGCCCAGUUCGACAUCGAUAAUGAGUUGGCCUGUGUUCGCGCUGCAGGGGAGUCGAUAGACCCCGAGUUCGAGAGCUUUAUCCGCGGUGUGCUGUGUAAGGAUCCAAGGAGCCGGUUGAGGCCGCAGGCCGCGCUGAGCCACCCCUGGUUAUCAUCCCCAAACUUUGCGGCUGCCGCGGCGUAUGCCGAAGGCUUACUUUCUGGAAAUGAUGUUGUUUCGGUUUAA